AUGAUUCAGUGUCCCCCAAACCCUCAAUCUGCGAGCAGGAUGAUCAAGCCUCGCUCGCAAUCGAUACAAGAAUCGAUAAUCGCCCUGAUAACACUAGGUACAGCAAAUUGCAAACUGCGAAAUGAAUACUCCACAAAAGGAGCAAUCCGAAGAGGAAAGCAAGAGACGCUGAGGAACCCACUUAUCCAUCUAGACCGCGAUACCCAGUCAAGACUUCUGAUUCAUGCGCGUGCGCCGGCGCCUCUCUUUCCAUUCUCUCUCCUACUCCCCUCUCUUUCUUUUUGUCCUCGUUCGCAGCCAGGUCAGCUCGCUUGUUGUGGCCCCCUGAACGCGAUCACGCCAAAAUCUUCAAAAUCAGCGAAACGAAACCCGGAUCCGCUCUAGUUAGCGCCUGAGAUCCACAGCUUUUCGCUUGCUAAGCCUCAGGAGUACCCCAUAAAUUAUACAAUGCUUCCAUGAAGAAAAUGAAGAAAUCAUCUUGAAAGGGGCGCCAUCUAUACUCACCAUGCCUGGAACAACAAUGCAGAAGUAAAGUUUGGCUGACAGGUUGGUGAUAUCGACGAUGGUUCACUGCCGCAUCCGCGGGUACCACCAGCUACAGCGUCUUUCAGUCACCUGCAUAACAUGACGCGAUACAGUAGCAGAACCUGCAUAUGCAACCGGCGUUAACUUUCUCACCACACCAUUCAGCUUUCAAAGUCACAGCAAUAGCGGUAAAAAAAAGCCAUCUUCCAGUAAACGUCCACCAACGAACAAGCCGGAACACCAUUCAUGACUGUCGAAACUAUCUGAUCGAACCAGCUUCAUCGCACCACAGUGCAUGGUCUCUCGUUCUUCUCGUGCAUUUUACCAUCUAGUCAUCGAGAAACUAUACAACAGGUUUCCACAAUCAGCACUAUAUGAGUUUCCAAAUCAAAUCUCACUCUUUGCAAUACUAAACACGCAUGCACUUGAUACGGUUACUGUUUCCAUUCGC
Molecule: messenger RNA, 976 nt
Organism: Periconia digitata
Lineage: Eukaryota; Fungi; Ascomycota; Dothideomycetes; Pleosporales; Periconiaceae
Source: the annotation of a GenBank genome assembly